GAGAUAUUGUGUUACGAAGACAUAAAGACAUAAAGGUGUUUAACACCAACAACUCUCAGCUCGAUCAUUGUCGCCUGUGCCAUCAAUCUUUCAUUAUUUUAAAUUGUUUAAGAAAGAGAAAUAUUUCGUAUAUAUUCAACUUCUAAUUUAUUUUCCAAAUCCCAGCAUUAUAAAAUUUCUUUUUAACACGACCAAUCCAAUCGAGAUUCUAUAAGUGUAUUUAUUAGACAGUGUAUAUACUGUAUUAAUUAUCUUAGUGAUAUUUUUUCCCUUAUGCCAACUUAAUGGGUGCAUGACUCUCAAAGAAGUAUUCCGUAUUACAUAGCUGGUAGUCGCGUGGUCAGAAUCCAACAACGCUAUCUUCUUACUUCCGGAUAUUCUACAACUACCAGGUACCAAUAAUUUCAUAAACUUAGCUCAUGGCUCUACAAUGCCGGAUACAGAUAUGAAAAUCGACCCGCAAAGAGCUGCUGCUCUGGUAUCGCAGAUCAAAACCGUGCGUGAGCGCAUCGCUGCUGUGGCCAACGGCCGCGAUGUCCGCCUAGUCGCUGUCUCGAAGCUGAAGCCAGCCAACGACAUCCUCGCGUUGUUGCAGCAGGCUUCACCGCCGCAGCUUCACUUCGGCGAGAACUAUGCCCAAGAGCUGAGCCAGAAGGCCGAGCUGCUGCCACGCAGUAUACAGUGGCAUUUUAUCGGCGGCCUACAGUCUGGCCACUGCAAAUCCCUCGCCAAAAUCCCCAACCUCUUCAGCGUCUCGAGCAUCGACACCGAGAAGAAAGCCCAGCUCCUCGACAAAUACCGCGGCGAAUACCUCUCGUCCCUCUCUUCCUCUCCAUCUUCCUCCCUUUCCCCCUCUACCACCACCACCACCACCACCACCACCGCUCCCCCCACCCCCCUCCCCGGCAAAAUCAACAUCCACAUCCAAGUCAACACCUCAGGCGAGCCCACCAAAUCCGGCUGCGCCCCCGGCCCCGCCACCCUGUCCCUCUGCCGCGCCGUCGCCGCCCUGCCCAACCUGCACCUGCUCGGCCUCAUGACCAUCGGUGCCAUCGCCCGCAGCGUCGCCACCACCCCCGACACCGAAAACGAGGACUUCGAGCGCCUGCGCGAGCAGCGCGACUCGGUCGCCGCCGAGCUGGGCCUGGCGCCCGAGGACCUGGAGCUGAGCAUGGGUAUGAGCGAGGACUACGAGGGGGCUAUUGUUGCCGGGAGCAGCGAGGUGCGCGUCGGGAGCACGUUGUUUGGCGCGCGGGGGCCCAAGAGCGAGGCUAAGAUUAAGGUGUAACUUGUGGUAUCUAUCUGCCUUGGCAUGUGGUUGUGGUGUGUAGGUAUAGACAGACUCCUGGCCUAACCGUAUAUCUUACAUAGGGCGGAGUCAGGGGGCGUUUAUGAGGACUAGUCCAGAUCACCAAACUCACAAAAAAUGAAAUAACACACUAUC
Daldinia decipiens is the source of this 1444-nucleotide messenger RNA. RefSeq names its product alanine racemase. The record is from RefSeq and is a predicted model, not a curated record. The coding region runs from base 431 to 1288 and encodes 285 amino acids. Gene Ontology annotation, cellular component: intracellular anatomical structure. The transcript is spliced from 3 exons. Lineage: Eukaryota; Fungi; Ascomycota; Sordariomycetes; Xylariales; Hypoxylaceae. Gene Ontology annotation, molecular function: pyridoxal phosphate binding.